AUUUGAUGGGUCGUCUGUGUAGAGAAACUCAGAAAGUACUCCCAUGCUCCCUCCAUAAAGCAUAAACAAAACUGCCUUUUCUGUGUUAUUUCCAUCUCUUUACACAUCAACUUUCUUUCAAUUCCCAAGCCAAGAUCAUGCUCAACCAAGGGUUUUUAGAAGAUCAACAAAUAAGUUUCUUUCCUUUUCCUGCAAACAUGAUUUCCCUUCCAAAUCAAAACUUGAAAACUCUAUCACCUUCUUAUCACCUUCCACAACACUCUAAACCAGAACAGCAUCUCACUUCUCACUUUGGUCUUCCUUUACAAUCUUCAAAUGCAAAUUACUGGGCAUGGGGGGAAGUGGGUGAAAUAAUUAGCAACAAGAUAUUAGGGAUGGGUAGGGAUGAUCAUCAUCACCAUCUAGGGGUUUCUGGAAUGAAGAUGAAGAAGAUGAAAUCAAGAAGAAAAGUGAGGGAACCCAGGUUUUGCUUCAAGACGAUGAGUGAUGUCGAUGUAUUGGAUGAUGGCUACAAAUGGAGGAAAUAUGGACAAAAAGUUGUCAAGAACACACAACACCCCAGGAGUUAUUAUCGAUGCACGCAAGACAAUUGUCGUGUAAAGAAACGAGUUGAGAGAUUAGCAGAGGACCCUAGAAUGGUGAUUACAACUUAUGAAGGUAGACAUGCACAUUCACCAUCACAAAACGAGGAAGAUUCAGAAGCUAACACUGCUAAGCUCUGCAAUUUCUGGCUCUAGACUAACUUUAUAUUGAUAGUAAGACCCUAGGCUAUCAUUGUAUUGCUAUUGAUAGUAUGAUGCUAAUGAUAGUUAGUGUGUGGUUUUCUUUCAUUUGUAUAUGAUGUCCUCUUUUUGUUGGACGACCGUUGAUGAAUGCCUUUCUUAAAAGAAGAAUUAUAUCUUUUAUCUACACAUUUGUGUGAUUGCGUAAAUGUUGGCCAUUAUUUAACA
Lactuca saligna is the source of this 950-nucleotide messenger RNA. The record is from the annotation of a GenBank genome assembly. NCBI's taxonomy places the organism in Eukaryota, Viridiplantae, Streptophyta, Magnoliopsida, Asterales, Asteraceae.